Molecule: messenger RNA, 3854 nt
Organism: Dermacentor albipictus
Lineage: Eukaryota; Metazoa; Arthropoda; Arachnida; Ixodida; Ixodidae
Product: acyl-coenzyme A synthetase ACSM3, mitochondrial-like
Biological process (GO): fatty acid biosynthetic process; acyl-CoA metabolic process
Molecular function (GO): fatty acid ligase activity; fatty-acyl-CoA synthase activity
Source: RefSeq, a predicted model, not a curated record
GCCUGUGCUGAAGUGUCCUUAUAAUAGUUAUAUUUUAACUCGUCUUCUUUUAUUGACGAUGGUUUCGGUUCGUUUUUUCCGCGCCUAUACGUCACUUACCACGUUCGCAUGUUUUUCCGGCUGUUGGAAUGCGCUAUCGAGGAUAAAUGUUUGCGAUUUGUGAAGCGCUUCAAGUGGCCUUAUCUUUUAACAGUGGCAUUUUAUAACACAUGAACGGCAGUCGGCGGGUACGUGAGCACUGUGGGUGCCCGAUAGCGGCGGAGUUGACUGUGUAAGAUGAGCCUCUCAGCCCGCUUUGUUUUGCAUCGCCGUUGUUUACUGCCAUCAACAUUCGUAAGGCGCCCGAAGUUUGAACCGCGGUCUGAACACGUGAGGUUUGUCAGUCGUCUCCACAAGCACCUUUCUAACAACAACAUUGACGGCUGCUGGAAUGUUGUUGAUGACCCGCCGAAAGAAUUUAACUUUUCUCGAGACAUCAUCGACUUCUGGGCGGCGGAGAAGCAGAAAAAGAGCAUUGGCGGCAUGCCUGCGUUCUGGUUUGCAAAGGAUAGCAGCAGUGAGCCAGAUAUCAAAUACACAUUUCCUGAUCUCAGCAACCUCUCCCGGAGGGUGGCUGGCUUCUUCAAGCAUGACCUUGGCCUUGGCAAAGGUAGCCGGCUUUUGGUGAUCCUGCCAAAGACGCCAGAGUUCUGGCUUGUUCUCUUAGCAGCCAUCAGAUGCGGCAUAACUCUCACCACCUGCACCACCAUGCUUACGGCUAAGGACAUCGAGUUUCGGGUGGCCAAGUUUCAGCCCGACUGCAUCGUAGCUGGAUUGAAUGAGAUGGCUGCAGUUGAUGAGGUGGUUCGGAGCUUCGACUGCGUGCAGCACAAAGUGCUCGUCUCAAAAGAACCAGCGAGGAACGGCUGGAAGUUGUUUGACUCGUUGCUUCGAAACUCUUCUGAGCAUGAGGGCGACGCAACAUCCACGGACGACCCAGCCGUAGUCUUCUUCACAAGUGGCACGACCGGUCCCCCCAAGAUGGUGGAGCACACACAGGGCUACUUUCUCGCCCACUUGUCUACAGCAUGCCACGUGCACAGUCCUGAGCAGCACGAUGUUGUGUGGUGCAUCGCGGACCCUGGCUGGGCAAAGACGGCAUGGGGCACGUUCCCUACUUGGCUCAUGGGGGCCUGUUUCUUCCAAGCACAGAUGCCCAAAUUCCUGUCCACGACAACACUCGCUGUUCUGCGGGACUACCCCAUCACUAAGCUGUGCGCCCCUCCAACUGUGUACCGGGCCUUGCUUCAGAAGGACUCCUCCCAGUUCAAGUUUAAAAGCCUCGUCGACUGCAUAUCUGCAGGAGAGCCCAUGAACCCAGAGGUGAUGCUGAAGUGGCAAAAUUUAACUGGAAUUGAGAUCAGGGAAGUGUAUGGCCAGACGGAAACGGUGGUGUUAUGUGCUUCACCGAGGCAUCAUCCAAUCAAACCUGGUUCCAUGGGUAUUCCGCCACGAAACAUAUUGCUACAGAUCCAUGACGAGAAAGGGAGAGAGGUGGCUGUCGGCGAGACUGGCCUCAUCGCCGUAGACGUGAGCAAGAAGCGCCCCUUCGGGCUUUUUGCUGGAUACAGGGAUGACCCUGAGAGGACCGCCAUCGCCUUUCGAAAUGGUUUUUAUUACCCUGGUGAUCGUGCUUCCAUGGACAUCGACGGGUACUUCUGGUUUUACUCCCGCGCCGAUGACGUCAUCAUCUCAGCAGGGUAUCGCAUCGGGCCCUUCGAAGUCGAGAGCGUACUCAUAGAACACCCCGCGGUUGUGGAGUGUGCUGUGGUCGCCAGCCCGGAACCUAAUCGUGGAGAAGUUGUGAAAGCCUUUGUCGUACUGCAUCCGGACUACAAAUCGCACGACCCCAACAGUCUAGCCGAAGAGCUACAGCAGCAUGUCAAGAAACACACCGCACCGUACAAGUACCCUCGCAAAGUGGAGUUUGUGGAUGAGCUUCCCAAGACAAUCAGUGGCAAAAUUCUGCGCCAUCUGCUUCGUGAGAGAGAAAAGUCAGCUGCUGUUCGGUGCUGAAGGUGGCUGUCACCGGACCGGCACUUUAGAGGCCGACUGCAACGACUUUUCACUUCAGCUAAACCGUUUAUAAAUGAGUAACAUUACAGGCUAUUGAAGCAACCUCAGCAAAGCUGCAAGGCUGGUAAAUGUCUAACUUUUUUUUUUAUAAGCACCUAAGCAGAGAUUCUUGCUGAAACAUUGGCUUCAGCUUGAGACAUCCCUCGUUUGACCACUGCCAAUCAACAUUGUUACCCUGACAAAGCAGAUAGCAAAGCAAGUUGUGAUUAAGUCACAACUUGCAGUUAAAGCACGAAAUGUUUUUCAGAAGAGAUUACAGAUGUGCCUCAGUGGGAAUGACUAUGUCAAUUGUUAUGCAAAAGAGAUUUUAGCCAUUUUAUUGACAGAACAUUGAUUUUCUUUUUUCUUCUCAGUGGUCUUUCAUCACUUGGGUUUUUUAAACACUUAGUUUACCAUAAGUGCCGGUGUUCAUUCAUGAAUGCAUAAGCUAGGAGGUCACAGAGUUCCAGUGCUUUGGAAAUUCAAGACUGACAUGCAAUGCUUAUGUGGCUCUGAGACCUUUUGUUUACUGUUAGCAGUACUUAUGAGCUAAGAAAUGGACCAUUCUUGUUUGUUACUUUGCCGUGCUUUGGUUUCAGCAUGACAUAUAAGAAAGAGAAGGACUUUAACAAGGAUGUAAUGGUAUGAUGACGACGACUGAUGCCGAAGAAUGCAGUGUGAUGACAUCAGCAUGAUGACUGAAGAGACCAACACCUUCAGUGGGGAAAUUAAAGGCUUUAAUGCGCUAAAGAAGUAUUCCUGAUUUGCAGGUAAAAGCAAAAACUUAUCGUUGGGAAAGAGGGGGGGGAGGGGUGCGCACGCUCUCCAUGCCAGCUCGUGAACGAAGCAACUUCUUGUAAGAUGCAACGACAAAGAUGGGACAGCAGCAAUAGUGAUGGCAUUCUAACUAUGACCGCACGAAAACACCUUGUUGACCGACAUCUAAAGCGAUAUCACGUACAAAGCUCAUAUAGGAGUCCCGGAAGGUAUCAAAGACAUGGGAGCUCGUAACUACUGUUUCCGGUUAGGAAAUUUAAAAGGGAAUGAAAGGGUCAUUUGGAAGUUUGAACAGUUUUUUCCUUCUAUAUUUUUUUGUGUGAUAUGGCUUCAUGGUGCACGUAAGCAGAUUUUAAUAUAUUUUAAUAGAUGUUUGGCAGUUUGUUAGCAUAUUUUGAUAUAUUUUAAUAAACGAGGCUGUUUGGCGAUUUAUUCCACACACUAGCGCCUUUUUUGCAUUGUCGUAGUUUUCACAGAGAAAAACAGAAAAGGAAAACAUAGAUAAUGCAGCAGGUACCAACUUCAGUUUGUAUGUACUGUUGCUUUAUUUCUGGCUUGGCCCAUGCAGACAAAGGCCCUGUAUUCUUAACUGAUUAAGGUCACUCUUGAUUGUGGCUUAGCUAAUUUACAGCAAUAAUAAUAAAUUCUGUUGUGUGGCUUUGGGCUUUUGUGGUAAAAAGCCAGAUUAUUUCGAAAGGAGCUUACACGAUACAAUGUGCGUAUAUGUGCAUCGGGUGUGUACACGGUGUCCAUGCAUUGCAAUUGCUUUGAAAGCCAAUGUCAGAGAAAUCAGCCUUUUUCUAUCGUGGAUGUUUUUGCUGUUAUAGCUGGAAGCAUGAACUUUGCGGCAGUUGCAGCAGUGAAUUGUGUGGCAAACACAUGUGGUAGCCUACAACAAUUUUUUUUUACAAGUUGUGCAAACUGGUAAAGUGAUUUUUUUGUACUUCUCUUUUUAUUCUUCAGAAUAAGUAAGUGGAUGUUUA